Messenger RNA from Dromaius novaehollandiae (emu), 4174 nucleotides. RefSeq names its product plexin domain containing 2 (gene PLXDC2). The coding region runs from base 528 to 2117 and encodes 529 amino acids. Lineage: Eukaryota; Metazoa; Chordata; Aves; Casuariiformes; Dromaiidae. The transcript has 14 exons. The record is from RefSeq and is a predicted model, not a curated record.
CGCUCCCCCCGGCGCGGGCCGGGGCUCCGCCGGAGCCGGCUGGGAGAUUUCCCCGCUCGUUUUCCUCGGAGGGGUUUUGUCGCUAGCAGCGCACAGAGGGGAGGCACCGUCCCCGAGGCACCCUGCCUCACCCUGCGGGGGAAGGGAUUUGGGUGGGGGCAAGCCAGGAAGGGAGGAUCUCAGUGGCUCUCCUAAAAUCUAUCAGCAGGCUGCGAGGAGGGAGAGUUUGGCACUUGGCAGGCGAGGCUGGGCUUGCUUCCCCGGCUGCGAUGUCGUUGGACUGAGAGCCGCUUCGCCGUGGAAGUUGGGGGGACGGAGACGGACACCCCCUCCCCCCAAGCCCCCGACCCGGUCCAGCGCCUUGAAGCCCGGCAGCUCUUCCCCUGCCACUUCGCUAAAUGCAAGCGGCUCCGCGCACAAGGCGACUCGCCGCCUGCUAGCGCUGCUCUCUGCAGCCUCCGGACGCCUCCCACCCCCGAAGAGGAGCGGCGCGCACCCCGGAGAGUUGUGUCGGCAGGCUGCGUGCUAUGGCGAGGCUGCGGAGGAGCAAACUAGCCGCUGGAUUUCUAUUACUUUUGCAGUGCCUGAGCGAGCGCUGCCAGCUCGCCGGCGGGGAGACGGCGCGGCAGAGCCGCGGUGUGUUUUAUGAAGUUAGGCAGAGCUUCCCUCGAGUGGAGGAAAAUGUGCAGGUGGAUUCACAUAUAAACAGCCACAGGUGGAAAAGGCACUCAGAGUCCCUCAAAUCAGUUGACACCAACAGAGCCAGCAUGGGGCAGGAUUCCUCAGAGCCGGGGGGCUUCACGGACCUGCUGCUUGAAGAGGGACAUGACAACGCCACCCAGACUGAGGAGGAUACAGAUCAUAAUUAUUAUACUUCAAGGACAUAUGGCCCGUAUGAUUCUACCAGCCGGGAUCUGUGGGUCAACAUAGACCAAAUGGAGAAAGACAAAGUAAAGAUCCAUGGGAUUCUUUCCAAUACCCAUCGGCAAGCAGCAAGAGUGAAUCUGUCCUUCGAUUUUCCAUUUUAUGGCCAUUUCCUACGUGAAAUCACUGUGGCAACUGGGGGUUUCAUAUAUACUGGAGAAGUUGUGCAUCGAAUGCUAACAGCCACACAGUAUAUUGCACCCUUAAUGGCAAAUUUUGACCCCAGUGUGUCAAGAAAUUCAACAGUCAGAUACUUUGAUAAUGGCACAGCACUAGUUGUCCAGUGGGAUCAUGUACAUCUACAGGAUAAUUACAACCUGGGCAGUUUCACUUUUCAGGCCACCCUUCUCAAUGAUGGGCGUAUCAUUUUCGGCUACAAAGAAAUUCCUGUCUCUGUGACACAGAUAAGUUCAACCAACCACCCUGUGAAAGUGGGACUCUCAGAUGCAUUUGUGGUAGUGCAUAGGAUCCAGCAAAUUCCCAAUGUCCGUAGAAGAACAAUUUAUGAGUACCACAGGGUGGAGCUACAGAUGUCAAAGAUUACCAAUCUGUCGGCUGUUGAAAUGAUACCUCUACCCACUUGUCUCCAGUUUAACAGCUGUGGUCCCUGUGUCACUGCCCAGAUUGGCUUCAACUGCAGUUGGUGCAGUAAACUCCAGAGAUGCUCCAGUGGAUUUGACCGUCACCGGCAAGACUGGGUAGACAGCGGCUGCCCUGAAGAGUCAAAAGAUAAGAUUUGUGAAAAGAAUAUAGAUGAAAUGGAAACACCUCCUUACUCCACCACCACCAGUCAGCCAACCACCACAAAGUUCAGAGUUUUAACUACCACCAGAGGAUCCACUACUUCCCACCUGCCAACUAGCCUGCCCACAGAAGAUGAUACCAAGAUAGCGCUGCACCUAAAAGAUAAUGGAGCUUCCACAGAUGAUAGUGCCAUCGAGAAGACAGGUGGAACACUUCAUGCCGGCUUAAUUGUUGGAAUCCUAAUACUGGUCCUCAUUGUGGCUGCAGCCAUCCUUGUGACUGUCUACAUGUACCAUCAUCCAACAUCAGCAGCUAGCCUCUUCUUUAUAGAGCGACGUCCAAGCAGAUGGCCAGCAAUGAAAUUCAGAAGAGGAUCUGGUCAUCCUGCAUAUGCUGAAGUGGAACCAGUUGGAGAAAAAGAAGGCUUCAUUGUAUCAGAGCAGUGCUAAAAUUUCUAGGACAGAACACCAGUACUGGCCUACAGGUGUAAGACAUUUACUUUGCCUCUCUUUAAAGAAAAGGAGCCCUAAGCUGCUGUAGCUUGAGAGAAAGAAGAUUUUGGAUAAGCUUUGUCCAAGAAGAAAAACUAUCUAAGAUACCAGAUUACCACUGCACAGUAGUUUUUGUUAUCAGACUGAGAUACAAUGGUUCAUGCAGAACACUUGUCAGUGGAUACCUGCAGUAUCAGAACUAUGGCACAAGUGCCAUGUUAUUGGCUUUAGGUAUGGGGAUGCAUAGUAAUCAAAAUAUAAUAAAGCUUUGGUGCACAGGGGUGUUACCCUUUGGUUCAAGUGUUCUUCUCUGGUAUCUCAAAGACUGAGUGACAAAUCUGUAACCCUUUCAGUGCAAAGAGCACUGGUCAGUGUUCACAGGUGAUUGAGAAAAGUAUCUCAAUGCAGGUAAAGAAAAAAAAGGAAUUUUCUAAUAAUUCUACAAGUGAAUGUGGAAAAACACUCACUUUUCAAUUCUAAAUUAGCCUACCCACAUAAGUGAGUGAGUCACAAUAUAUAUACUUUCCAGGAAUAGUGCAAUGUUUCUUGUACGUUGCUGAUUAAUAUCCUUCUAAACAACUCAUGAUAAGUCAACACAAGCUGGUAGGAAAUGAAAGUAACAGAAUUUUCACGAUAGUGAAAUUGUGUUGUUGAAGGGAGUUCACAAUGAAAUUGUGCUGAUUCUCAGUUUCAACGGUCACUAAAAAUUAAUUAUCAGGUUUGUUUUAAGCGAUAUCUUCCAUUUCUGAGCAGUAGAACAGGCUGAAAUGAAGGCAACAGAUGCUUUUAGCUGGCAGAGAUCUUAUGAAUGAUUUACCAGGCAAUGUGAUAAGAAAAAUAUUAAGAUUUUAAACAAAUGGGUUUCUAUCCCUUGCCAUUUCAUCAUGAGUCCUUCCAGAGAAGUGCUGCAGACUUCAGUGCACCCCUCCCAAAGAUCCAGAUACAAGUGUUAUUGAACCCUGCUGAUUCAUACAGUGGUUUUGUUUAAUGCACAUAGUAGUUGCAUAAAUAUAUAUAUAAAUAUAUUUUUUUUUAUAGCUAACACAAGGCAGGCUCUUGUGACUGUUAAGACUGCAUUUUUGUCAUCCAGACAAAGGAAAUGGAUUGCAUUACUGCAUAUUUCCACUGAGUUGUAAAAUAAUCCUUAAUAUUAGAAUAUUUUUAUGUUGUUUAGGGAAAGUGGUUCAUGUAGUUGCAGUGCCAUAACUUUUCUGCCUAUUGGAACCACACUUUCUUUAAUAUUGACCUUUUCCCUCCCUGGCUAGGGAAAGAUAAGACUAUAAAUUCACAACAUCAAAAAAAGUUGUUCCUUCAGUGGAAGGGGUUAUAAACACUGAGACCCAGAUCUUCCAUGAGGAGUGGGAACCUAAAUACUUUGAUGAUCUGGGCCUGAGCUAUUAAAAUAUUAAAUUCAGGUAUUGUAUGUACAUUUCAUUGCAGUCAUUGACUAUCAAAUUUUUUACAUAUGAUACAAACAGAGGCACUUGAAUCAUUUUAAAGUAAAGUAUUCAACAUUUGCAGUUUCAGGUCUCAAGCAGUUAAAACAAGUUGUAGAUACCACGUUAAUAAUACAUUUAUUUACAUUUCUUGUCAAUGCUUGUAUGGUCUAAAUUUGGUUACAUAUUCUGUUUAAAUUCUUAAUUCUGCUUAAAAAUAACAUGAUUUUUACUUGUUAUUUUGUUCAGUAAAUAAUACAAUACUGUAUUUUCUGAAUUCUUUUAUUUUGUGUAACACACUCUCUUUUUUCAUCUGUUUUAAAUCAUCUAGUGUGAGAUUUAAAUUGUUCAAACCUAACUGGUAUUAAUUUGAAGGUACUAACAAUCAUAUUGUCUUGAAGCCUAGUGAAAAUCCUGCAGCAAGCAUUCUUUUCAAUCCAUGUGGUUCUGCUGAGUCCUAUUUCUAGAAGGCUGGGAUUAAAUCGCAGGCUGUUAAUUCCAAUAGCAAUAACCAAAUGUAUGCACAUAUAUAUCUGGUGACGCUCAUUUUUAUUAAAUAAAAAGAUAACAGUGCACAUC